This is a messenger RNA of Didymodactylos carnosus, 1707 nucleotides long. NCBI's taxonomy places the organism in Eukaryota, Metazoa, Rotifera, Eurotatoria, Philodinida, Philodinidae. The record is from the annotation of a GenBank genome assembly.
AUGGGAAAUAUUCAAACGGCAGCUGGUGGUCUGUUACCAACUCCUGGAGCAGCUGCAGCAGUCGGUGCAGGUUCGGCUUGGUGGAUUAAUCGUGCGCUAGCAAUUUGGGCAAUAUGUGCUCUAUUAUUAUGUGAACUACUAGCAUUAUUAUGUUUACUAAGAUAUUGUUGUCAAAGAAAAUAUGGUGAAAAAGUAGAUGGAUUUGCACAUGGACAACAUGUAGGAGGAGGUAAUAGUGGAGGCGUAUAUACUACCCAAGAAAGUCGACGAUUUACCGCGCCACCUCCACCAACAGACAACACUUAUCGAGAAAUUAUUGAACGUCAAACGAUUCAAGAUGAUUAUUUGGGCGCAGAAAAUGAAAAUACUUUUCAUCGAUCAAAUUAUAUAGGAGCUGGAGCACGUUCAAAUCCAUAUGUAUUUACACAAGAAAACGUGUAUGAAAGUGAAGCAGUACCAACAGUUGCAAUUAUUACUUCACAAACGCCGAAUGAUAAACUAGACUCAGUAUCCGAACGUUCAUCUUAUUCAUCUGGAAGAUCUAAUCGUAAAUUAUUGCCCAAUUAUAAUCAAAGUGGUAUAACUGAAAAUAUUGAAACGAAUAUCACACGAAAUAUUACAAAAAAUAUUACAAUCAAUGAAGAAGAAAAUUAUCAAAUACUUCAUGCACCACCCAUUGAACAAGACGUAUACUACGUUCAACAAAAUACUCAACAACAUUUACCUCCACCACCUUCACGUACAACUGUAACACGUUUACAAGGACCGUAUACAACACGAAUUAAUAUGGGAGCUGAACAUAUUGUUGAUGCACCACAAUGGGAAGAAACCACACCGUUGCACAUCCAAUAUGAAUCAAAUGAUGAUGAUUCAUCAAAUAUAUUAGCGAGACAAAAUAAAAAAGAGUCAAAUAGUAAUACAACACCUCCACCAUUAAGAAAUGUUAACCCGGUAAAAUUGGAUAAUCCAAAGAUACCUAUUAAACGUGCAUCGAUUGAAAUGGUUAAUGAAGAACCCAUUUGGGAACAAGCGGGCAAGUAUGAAACAUUAGUUAACGAUUCACCACGUAAACGAACAUUGGAUGAUAGUCGACAUUCACGUUCAGACAACAAUUUAAAAAACAGUGAUUAUGAACGAACAAGGAGGACAUCCCGUUAUCCAUCACCACGUCGUUCAGUCUCAUCCGAUAAUCUUGAUCGAUGGCCUACUCCACCAAACGUUCGUUCGGCUAGUGGAAAAGUAGAAAUAUUACCGUAUAAUAGCAAUAUAAUAAUGAGAACAAGAGAUACUGAUAGUACUACCAGUGAUCAAAAUUCUAUGUACGAAAGUAUUGUGGUGAAAAAAAAUGGUCGACAGAGAAGGUCUUCAACAAUCGAUGAUGAUAUUUAUAAAACAGCUGGUGUAGAUGAAGUAGAAAUUGAAAUGAGAGAUCUUGUUCAACGUCAGAAAAGUACCAAAAUGAAUGUUUACGAUGAUAUAUUACCGAGUGUUCAAACAACAAAUGGUACAUUGAUAACACCGGUUGCAACAAUUGAACAACAAGUUGAACAUGAACAAACAAUAACAAAUGUUGUUCGAAAAAAUGUCGAAGUUCCCAUUCAAAGACAAUUUCAAACAAGAACAGCAAUGGCAUCAGGAACCUAUGAACACUUAACUAAUGAUUAUAAUCAAACGCCAUCAAUAUCAAGACAGUCAAGUGCACAAUAA